AUGGACUCCCUGCAGCUGUUCCUGGACCGGUUCGGACCCAGCUGUGAGGCGGAGGGGGCGUGGCUGCAGAACAUCUUCACCUUCAUCACACAACACCUGAAUCCUGGUACCUGUGGCUCCGCCCACUCAGCUGGUGACCAGUCCUGUGCAGGUGAGCCUGUGUACCAGCUGAGUGUGGACGUUGUGCAGAAGGUCCUGGAGAAGACGUGCCUCUCUCACAGCUUACCUGUCAGCUACAGACCAGUGUCCAUCUCUGAGCUCGUCUCCAAGCAGCACCUGGCCUGCGUCAGCAACCUGUCCUGGAGCACCAAUCAGCAGCGAGCAUGGGCCAAGGAGGUGGAGCUCUCUCUGCCAGGUCAGCAGGCGCUGCCUCGGGUCAACCUGCUGCUGAUUGGCCGGCUGAAGGAGGGGCGGGGCGGAGAGUGGAAGCUGACGGACCGCUAUGGCAGCAUCAGUUGUGAGCUCGUGUCUCCCUCUCCUCUGUGGCAUGAUCGUCCUGUCUUCCUGCCUCACUGGAACUACAUCCCCCAUGAUGCCUCAGGGCAGGAUGAAGUCAGAGGAUAUGUGGAGCUGAUUGGUUCCCCUGUUCUGCUGUGUCCUGAUGCUGAGCAGGCAGCAGGUGCAGGAGGAGGGGCGGGACUUGUCAGAGCGGUGAGCGUCAACGAGGCUGCUGGUUUCCUGCAGAACAGGGUCAAAGGUCAGCGGGUGUCUGUAUAUGGCCAGGUGGGGUCAGUGUGCCCUCUGCUGGUGGUGGCAGGAACCACCUUCUUCUUCUUCAGGGCAGGGCUAUAUGUGAUUGACAGGAAGGUGGGCCUGUGUGUGGCCUAUCAGCCGACGGCGAGGAGGAAACUGAGAGCAGGUGACCGAGUGGAGCUGCAUCACGUCCACUUCCUGUACCGUCCCUGUCCUGACUUCCCUCCCAGCAUGCUUUGCUGCUGCCUGCGCUCCACCCUAAGAGUCACGUCCUUCAGCAGGGUCGGGGGACGUCCUCCCUCCCUUUGCUGUCCUGAAGACGGAGUGUUGCCUCAGUUACUGCUGCAGAACAACACGGGACCGGACCAGUACCUGUGGACGAGUCACCUGUCCUCCCAGCUGUCCAGCAGGUGAGGACUGGUCAGACUGGAACCAGUUUCUGAGACUCUGGUCCCUGGUCUGUUGAAACAGCAGUGUGUCUGUCUUCUCUCCUGGAAGCUGAUGGAGUCUCUGUGGAGACAAAGAGGACGAGGACACCGAGACAUCUACUCAGAGAUGUUGGACGAUCCUCACAGCUGUCCUCUGACUCAGUACCACGUGGACCCUUCUGUCCCUCAGUACAUCAGUGUCUCAGAUCUCCUCCAGUCUCUUCAGUCCAUGUCCUGGUCUUCAGUGUCCCUCAGGUCUCUGCUGCCUCCAGAUGGAUCAUCUCUGAACAGGACUCAGAUCAACUCAGCCCUGUCCUGGUCCUGUAAGACCCUGUCCUCUGACCCUCAGACAGGAGACAGUCUCAGGCUCCGCCCCCUGCUGUUAGUGGGCGUGCUCCAGCUUCCCUCCCAGACGUCAGAAUUCAAACAAACUCUUCAGCUCAGAGACGCUACAGGAGCUGUGGGCUGUGUCGUCACGGAAACCAGCGAGGAUGAUGCAGGGGGUCAGAGGUCGUGCUUUAACACUGCCUGGAUAGUUUACCUGCAGUUUUCUCUGGAUCACCUCCAUGUCCUGAGCCCAUCUGUUGCCAUGGUUACACACCUGAGACAGAGGAGGGAGGAUCCAGAAGGCGGAGUCAACGUGAGGAAGCAGACAGUAGAAGAAGAAGACGCAGUUAGGAAAAGAAGAAAACACGAGGAUUCUUCCUCUGUUACCAUAACAACAGGGCCUGUGGGCGGGGACUCCCUGCCCUGCGUCUCCAUAGUGAUCAGGAUGGAGCAGAAGGAGGAUGUGGCCUGGAGGAACACAGGGGAGGUUAUAACAGAUGAAGAGGCGGGGCUUCAGCUGUGCUUCUCAGUCAGAGCUGCUGUGAUUGGUCCAGUAGUCUGCUGGGGGCGGGACCCAAAGAACAAACCGGUGACGGACAACGAGGUGGAGUUAGAGAGGGAGGAGAAGGUGCUCCUGGUGUUUUCAGGUGUGUCUAAUCGGUGGUUUCCUGUCCUCCAGCCUGGAUGUUUCUACAGACUCAUUGCUGCCAACACUCAGGAUCCGAGCGUUCUGAUUGGCUGUGGAGUCUCUGUACGGAGUGGGGUUGAGCGUCACACUAACUCCACUCUUCUGGUCAGAUCUGAUUGGAGGUUCCACACUCUGACACGCCCCCUGCUGCUGCCCACCUGCAGACAGGUUGUGUCCCCUGCUGUCCUGUCUGUCUCUCAGGUGCUGGACUGCAGCUCUGAGCUGGUGUGUUUUCAGGGUCUGAUUUCUGAGAGGAUCAGUGUGAGCAACAGGACCACAGAGGCUGUACACGCCCACACAGGUGUUCGUCUUACACUGUGUGACCAAACUGGGCGGAGUCUUCGACUGUACCUGGACCUAAGCCACACCCCCUACAUACCUGGCCUGUUACCUGGAAACACUGUGCUGCUGUCAGGUUUCCAGAGGAAGCUGUCCAGGUCUGGAGGUGUGUACUGCUCGUACUCACCUGUCAGCUCCAUAACUGUGACAUCACUGGGAGACUCCAGAUGUGCCCCGCCCCCUCUGGCUCCCAGGAUGUACCUGGGGCAGUGGGCUGGGACUGAUGAGCACAGGUGCAUUGUGGGUCAGGUCAAAGGUCAUGUGGUGUGUAUCCUGUUUCUGCAACUGCAAUGGAGCUGCUCGCAGUGCGGGAGUCUGUACUCACAGGGCUGCAGCUCUCUCUGUGGAUCGUCCUCGUCUGUGUUCCAGUCCAAAGCUAAGGUGGUGAUUGAUGACGGGACAGGUGAGGCUCACGUCUGGUUCUCAGGUGGACUGGUCCAAACUCUACUGGGAUUGGCUGAUUCUCAGUGGGAGGGGCUUCAGAGAGCACUCAGGAUCAGAGGUCACAUCAAAGUUUUGCCCCGAGGGCGGAGCCAGGUGUGUGAAGGUGAGUCAGGAGACUUCCUCCUCCACUUCUUGUUGUGUGUCUGCAGCAUUGAUGUCGUUUGUCAGCCCAUAUCCUUCACCUGCAGGAAACUGACCAAUCAGAGAUCAGAAGAGGUGAGACGCUUCUGUCGAGGAGACAGAGACUUCCUGAGCAGACUGACCCGUCCUCUGCAGCUCACCUGUGUCCACCUGGAC
Nematolebias whitei (Rio pearlfish) is the source of this 3216-nucleotide messenger RNA. RefSeq names its product CTS telomere maintenance complex component 1 (gene ctc1). Gene Ontology annotation, cellular component: CST complex. Gene Ontology annotation, biological process: positive regulation of DNA replication; telomere maintenance via telomere lengthening. NCBI's taxonomy places the organism in Eukaryota, Metazoa, Chordata, Actinopteri, Cyprinodontiformes, Rivulidae. The annotation marks the transcript as partial. Gene Ontology annotation, molecular function: telomeric repeat DNA binding; single-stranded DNA binding. The transcript has 23 exons. The record is from RefSeq and is a predicted model, not a curated record.